Molecule: messenger RNA, 693 nt
Organism: Phytophthora sojae
Lineage: Eukaryota; Oomycota; Peronosporomycetes; Peronosporales; Peronosporaceae
Exons: 2
Coding region: 1-693 (230 amino acids)
Source: RefSeq, a predicted model, not a curated record
AUGGCUGUGGCGCGCAUCAACAGUGAAUUCCGCCGAAUCAACUUGGCCCUGGAGCGCGAGACUCGUAGGGCGACGAAGAACGAGUGGAGAGCGUACCUGGACAGCGAAAACCAAGCGCUGAAAUCGAAGUGCUGUGAAUGGAUCGAAGGCACGAUCUACAUCGUGGAGCCGCUGACCCAAGAGCACGAGAGGUUCACUGAAGAAGUCAAUCGCGCUUUGAGGGCCCAGCGAGGCUUUGACGCGUACAUGGUGAGCUGGGGCUCAGCAGUCACCCCGGACAUGCCCGACCUGCACGACUAUGAACCGGACAAAGGCUAUGGUCCAGCAAAGUUCUUGGGAGCUCCGUUUCCCCCUGGUGUUCAAGACUAUCUGUCCUGGUACACGCUCAUCGUCGAGGUUGGGAAAUCGCGCGGCUGGGGAGACAACGCCGGAAUGCUCGACUGGAAGGCUUCGGAGUGGUCUCAGUUUCCAGGAGUACGGUACAUCCUGUGCGUGGCAGUCACAGACCGCUUGGCGACUGCCGAGUACAAACUCUACACGACGUUGGUGACGUUCGACUCGCGCGAGCUGCUGGGCCUACCUCCGGGGGCAAACAUUCGACGCAGCCCAUAUUUACGUGCUCGCUUCCUGGACCCAACCUUCACUUUGGACCUUUUCGAGGUUCUUGAAAUGGCCCGAAGGCCGUGGGCAUGA